Ochotona princeps (American pika) is the source of this 2208-nucleotide messenger RNA. It is a transcript of the gene ESCO2, whose product is annotated as establishment of sister chromatid cohesion N-acetyltransferase 2. The record is from RefSeq and is a predicted model, not a curated record. Gene Ontology annotation, biological process: mitotic sister chromatid cohesion. Lineage: Eukaryota; Metazoa; Chordata; Mammalia; Lagomorpha; Ochotonidae. Gene Ontology annotation, molecular function: protein-lysine-acetyltransferase activity. Gene Ontology annotation, cellular component: nucleus; chromatin. The coding region runs from base 170 to 1957 and encodes 595 amino acids. The transcript is spliced from 11 exons.
CGCGGGGGCCUCCUUCGCGGCGAGCGCGCCUAGUUUGAACGCGCUCUUGGGGCGGCCGGCUGUCCUGAAGAGAGUCCUGAGGCGAGGUGGGGCUGAGCCCCCAGCUGUGGUCGGCUGGCUCUGUGGAGGGGCGUUCUGGCCUCUGAGGCGCAGAAAUUUGACUGACAAGAUGGCACCUUUUACUCCAAAGAAGAGGAAGCAACAUUCCAAGAAUUGUGAUAGCCUUUUAUCAGACAUUCCAUCAAAGAAAUUAAUUUUGGACUGUACUCCGAAUAUAUUUCCAUCACCUGAUUUUUGUCAAAAUAAUGAUAAAAAUGAAGAAAAGGCACUUUGCUCUCUACAAGACCACUUCAUUCCAAGUCUACUCAAAACUUCUGCGAGUGAUAGAUUGCCAUCUGCAAGUCAAGGCUCACCAUUUAAAUCAGCUGUCUCCACAGUAUCCUUUUACAACAAAAAUAAAUGGUACCUCAGUCCACUGGAGAGAAAGCUGAUAAGAGAGAGUAGAUCCACUUGUCUAAAACCUAUUAAUGGAGAAAAAUCUUUUCCCAGUGUGAUGGAAAAAAUGCAGGGAAAACCAAUCUGCUCCAAAAAGAAGAGCAAAAAACCACAGAAGAGUUUAACUGCUAAGUAUCAACCAAGUUAUAAACAUACCAAGCAUACAGCGAAGAAUUCUAAAAGUUCCAAACAAAAUCAAGUGACCUAUAAGCCAGUUGUGGAGAAAGAGAAUAAUUGUUGUGCAACUGAAAGUAAUGUGACUGCUCGCCGGGUUUUGAGCCAAAAAAUAAAACCACAAGUUACACUUCAGGGUGGGGCAGCAUUUUUUCUUAAUAGAAAAAGAUCCACUCUUAGAAAACCGCCUCUGGAAAAUAAGCCAUCCCUGGAACAUACCCAAAGGAAUAAGUCCAAAUUGAUUGAUGAUUCUGAUGUAGAGACUGUGACUGUAAGAAAAACUUUUGAGACAAAGCAAGUGCCAAGGUGCUUGUCACUAGAAGAGAAAUUAAUAAAGGAUUCAUCAGCUGGUGUAGUUUCUUCAAGGGAGUGUAAACUUGAUCAAAGUAAGCAUUUUCCUUCAGAGGAUUCUCUUGGUGAGAGCAAGACAUGUGGUUCUUCCAAAUCGACUAUCUAUCCCAUCUUCAGUGUGUCUUCAGUCAGUGCAAAAAGAUCUGUGGCUGAGGAAGAAUCUUCUGUGGAAUCCAUCACAUGUACUAACUUCUUGAAACUGACACAGAAAAACAUUAAUACCAGAGAUGCAAAUAAAGAAACAAAAGACCAGCUCGUCAUUGAUGCAGGUCAGAAACAUUUUGGGGCCACCAUGUGUAAGUCAUGUGGCAUGAUCUACUCUGCUUCCAGCCCUGAAGACGAGAUGCAGCACACUCAGUAUCACCACAGAUUUCUGGAAGGAAUCAGAUAUACAGGCUGGAAAAAAGAACGCAUAGUAGCAGAGUUUUGGGAUGGCAAGAUUGUAUUGGUUCUGCCGCAUGAUCCAAGUUAUGCUGUAAAAAAGGUAGAAGAUGUCAAAGAACUUGUUGAUUGUGAAUUGGGCUUCCAACAUGUUGUUCCCAAGUGUUCAAACAAAGUGAAAACUUUUCUCUUUAUAUCUGAUGAAAAAAAAGUAGUUGGGUGUUUAAUUGCAGAGCCCAUCAAGCAGGCCUUCCGGGUGCUCUCUGAGCCAGCUGACCCAGACUCCUCCAGCUCUCAGGAGUGUCACAGGGCAUGGCAAUGUUCAGAUGUGCCACAACCUGCUGUCUGUGGGAUCAGUAGAAUCUGGGUUUUUAGACUGAAAAGAAGAAAGCGCAUUGCAAGACGACUGGUAGAUACUGUCAGGAAUUGCUUUAUGUUUGGCUGUUUUCUGAGCACUGAUGAAAUAGCAUUUUCUGACCCAACACCAGAUGGCAAACUAUUUGCAACCAAGUACUGCAACACCCCAAAUUUCCUUGUAUACAACUUUAAUAGUUAAUGUCAAUUUCAAAUAUAAAAGUUUACAUGUAAGUUCAGAUAGUCCCUUAUAUAAGAUGAACUAUUUAACCUAUUUAAUAAAAACUAUCAAAAAUACCAAGACUUAUUCAUGCAGAGUUCAGUUUUACUGCUUACGAGUUGAAAGUCAGGUAAAUUUGCUGAAUAAUAUCUGGUGAUGCAAAGGAAGGAAAUUUACUUGGAUAAUGUCUCCACAUUCUGAGUCACUUUUGAAAUCUUACAGCUAAGGAUGGA